This is a messenger RNA of Exaiptasia diaphana, 3190 nucleotides long. Its product is annotated as glutamate [NMDA] receptor subunit 1. Gene Ontology annotation, biological process: modulation of chemical synaptic transmission; monoatomic ion transport; synaptic transmission, glutamatergic. Gene Ontology annotation, cellular component: plasma membrane; postsynaptic membrane. The transcript is spliced from 7 exons. The record is from RefSeq and is a predicted model, not a curated record. Bases 301 to 3117 code for a protein of 938 amino acids. NCBI's taxonomy places the organism in Eukaryota, Metazoa, Cnidaria, Anthozoa, Actiniaria, Aiptasiidae. Gene Ontology annotation, molecular function: transmitter-gated monoatomic ion channel activity involved in regulation of postsynaptic membrane potential; glutamate-gated receptor activity.
AUAUGUAUGCGUUUCAUGCUCACUGCGGGAACAAUUAUUGCUAUUCUGAAACUUUCAAGACGCGGGCCGAAGUUGUACGAGAGUCUAAUCUCUGAUUAUCAACUCAGCAAAAUUUGAGAGAUAAACGGCGAUGUAUCGCGAAUACUUGAGUGAAUAUUGGAAGUACUUGCUACGGCAUUGAGAUACUUGUCAUCUGUGGUUUGUUCGUCUACUUGUCUGCCUGACCACGUUUUGUUGAAUGCUUCCUCACACACAACUUCGUCGUCUAAACCUUAAUUCCACUGGUCUUCCAUUUCACUAAUGAAAGUGUAUAUUAGUUGGGAAACUACGUUCAGGCUAACGUUGAUGCUAUGCGCUUUUAUGCCAUCCAAAACCUUACUUUCAGAUUCAAAAGCAGUGUUUAAAGUUGUUGUUCUGUACGACUGGGAGAUCCCGGGAGGAAAAGAGAAGAUUGCUUCUAGUAUAAACAUUCAAAACAUCACAAGAUUCUCAGUUGUAAAUUCCAAAAAGUUUACUGUGAAGAUCAUUGUUCAUUCUCUCAAGGACCUAAGUCCGACACAAGUCGAUGCAUUUUUUUGUGAAAAUAUUAUACACGAAGAAGUUUCAGCCAUUGCUUUGCACACCAAACAACCGAACCUCACCAGAUACCUCGCAUAUCUAGCGUCAUAUUUCUGGAUUCCCUGUAUUGGAAGUAUAACAGAUGAUCAAGUAUUAUCACACAAGGAUGUUUAUAGGUCAUUUCUUCGCACUACCCCGUCAGAGAUGCAGCAGUUCCAGGUCUUCCUGGACUUCCUGGCAUAUACUGGAAACUCACAAGCGUUUGUGAUUGUCAGCGAUGACACUUCACAUGGACAUGCACUGGAAUUCUUUUCCAGGAACGAUUACUAUUCAAUCACAGUUGUAAGAGUUAACGGAGAUUCAACAAAACAGCCUGAAAUCGUCCGCACUUUAAUGCGUAUCAAGGGAAGUCUCUCUAAUGUCGUCUUUCUGUACUGUGACGCCCAAGUUGCGAAGCUGAUACUAUGGACCGCCAAAGACUUCAGAAUGUAUAGAAAAGAUUCCUUUUGGAUUGUUUCUGAAAAUGUUGUACUGGAUAUUGAUCACCUGUACAUGUUGCCAAGCAGGAUUUAUGGGUUUAUAUCAGAGGGUCAUCGGUCUGUUGACCAGUUCUUUAUGGAAAGACUUGAGGACACAUUUGUACUAUUUCACCAUGCUUUGUCUUCGAGUAAUGAUGAGGAACUAAAAACGUUUGCGCGAAAGCCAGAAAACUGCACCGAAAUGCACGAGUGGCAAAAUGGUAAAGAGCUAUACAGAAAACUUGUAACCGCAUCAGUUCCUGACGCACACAUCAAGCUCAAUUCCCAAGGAGAUCGAGUCAAUUUUACUCAUGACAUCUUGUACCUUCUUGAAGCUGUGAACUACGAAAAACACUGGUCUACAACAGGCAAAUGGGUCAAUGGUAGGUUAACGCUAAAAUCAACCAAAUUAACCACCUCUAUUAAGUCAAGUCGAGUUGGCUUGCCAACGCUCCGCGCAGCCGUAGUAGAGUACCCGCCACUAACGAUGAAAAGCAAGUAUGAUCCUACUAUUGGUUGCACUCAGGGUAUAAAAUGUAUCUCAUACCACGAUAACCUGAAUUACACUCAGCAUUGCUGUUAUGGUUUAGCUAUUGAUAUCCUAACAUACGUAAAAGGUGAACUCGAGUUUGAACCCUUGGUGUAUUUUGUACGAGAUGGGAAUUACGGAGCCAAGAAUGUCACGUCGAACCAAUGGAAUGGURUCGUGCGCGACCUUAUCAUCGGCGAGGCGGACAUUUCUAUUGAUCUCAUGACCAACGAAGCAAGAUCUGAAGUUGUUGACUUCUCGCAAAGAUGGACAGAAGCUGGUCUAGCGUUGUUAGUGCGUGUUGGUGAAAAGAAAGUACGGACAGUUGAUUUCGCCUUUCUUGAUCCCUUUACCAUGGAGCUUUGGUUAGGGAUGGUAGGAAUAGUAAAUAUAUAUCUAAUUGCCCUGUGGAUAGCAGAUAGAUUCAGUCCAUAUGGAUGUUACGCUGCAAGACAGCGUGAUAAUAAGGAAGACCAGAUUUUUGACCUGGACGGUAGCAUGUGGUACAGUUGGGGCGUUUGUUUUGAUAAUCAGUUUGUAGGUGAUCGUCCAAGAAGUGGAAGUUCUAAGGCAAUGGCGGUAUGCCUGGCGAUGUUUGCACUAUUAUGUCUUACAUCGUACACAGCAAAUCUAACGGCCCACUUGGUGUCAGAUGAUACAAAACCAGAAAUUACUGGUAUCAGAGAUCCUAAGAUUACUGCCGAAGAUUCCAAAUUGACCUUUGGAGUUGUAAAGUCUAGUUUUGUUGAUUCUUAUUUCGAACUAAACAAAGAUCCUGUGAUGAAGUCAUUGUUUGAAAGAAUGUUGACAAGAAACCACCUCGUUAAAAACUUCACUGACGGCGUUAAAAGAGUAAAUCGCAGUGAACUUGACAUCUUCAUCAGUGAGAUUCUGUCUCUAGACUACGAGGUCGCUAAACAACGACAUAAAGAUUACCCAAGAUUACAAGUUGUGGGUGCGGCCAAAACGUUUGCCGACACUGGCUAUUCUUAUAGCUUUAGAAAGAACUCCACAUGGAAACCUAAGUUUGAUUUGGUUAUUAAUAAAAUGAAGGCAGAAAACAAACCAAGUGAGCUUUACAAGAAGUGGGUUCGAGCAGGGAAAAAGUUAACAGAAGACAUACAUGACUCACUCACUUUCCAAUCWUUAAGCGGUGURUUCAUCGUUGGMAUUGCUUUAGCUAUAUUAGCUUUUAUCUUUCUUAUUUUGGAAAACAAGUUAUUUAGCAUGGGUUUUAUCUAUAAAAAUUUAAGCAUGUUUGGGAACGGAGAGACGUACGAACGAGGACGUAGACGAUUUUCUGUUGAAGUCCAUCGAAAACUUUUAGAAAGGAGAAAGCCGGAUUCAGUAAACAAUGGAAGUAUAGAGCUUCCAGAUAUAUCGAACUAUCUUGAGAGAACAAGAAAGACUCGAGCUUCAUUGCAUGGACUUUAUAAUCCAUCAAGAACGAAACCUCUGCAACCAGGAGACAGAGCGAGCACUGUAACGCCGACAGAUUCUGUAAUAUGUUGACAACCCUGCAUGCUGUGAGACGUAAACUAUAUUUUUCCGUUAAAGAAACAAUAWACAGACAAAAGAAAACAAA